AUGUCCGCUACGCCUGCGUUUCCAUUGACCCUACCGUCGGCCGAGUCGCAGUCCGCAGAGUUUGCGUCUCGAGUGUCCUCGCUAGAUUCUUACUUCAACUCUCCUCGGUUCACCAAUGUCUCGAGGACGUACACCGCCGGCCAGGUAGUCGCUAAACAAGGCAGCUUCCGCCCCCUGCAGCAGUACGCGAGUUUAGCGUCAGAUAAGCUAUGGCGGUUGCUGGAGGAACGUGCCAAGGAGGGCAAGCCCGUACACACUAUGGGUGCGAUUGACCCGGUCCAGAUGACCCAGAUGGCAAAGCAUCAAGAAGUGGUGUAUAUUAGUGGUUGGGCUUGUAGCAGCGUUCUGACAACUGCGUCCAACGAAGUCGGCCCUGAUUUCGGGGAUUACCCUUAUACCACCGUUCCCAAUCAAGUGCAGCGCAUAUGCCGUGCCCAGCAAUUACACGAUAAGAAGCAUUACGACGAACGGAUCGCGGCCAUUAACGCAGGCAAGCAACCUCCGGAAGCGAUAGAUUACCUCCGGCCUAUCAUUGCGGAUGCAGAUACAGGACACGGCGGCCUGACUUCCGUCAUGAAACUCGUCAAGCUCUUCGCCGAGUCCGGCGCUGCAGCAAUUCACAUGGAGGACCAACUUCAUGGUGGCAAGAAAUGCGGGCACCUCGCAGGCAAAGUGCUUGUACCAGCAUCUACACAUGUCUCCCGUCUUGUAGCUAGCAGAUUUCAGCUGGACAUGAUGGAGGUGCCUAUGAUCCUCAUUGCCAGAACGGACUCGGAGUCUGGCAAACUUAUCAGCAGUACGGUGGACGUAUCGGAUCAUGAUUAUAUCAAGGGAUGCCCUACUUCCGGCCACGAGAAGCCAUUAUCUGUUCUUAUUGCGGAAGCAGAGGCUCAAGGUGCCACAGGGGCGCAGAUAGACGAGCUCGAACAAAAAUGGACGGAGGAACACACUCUGUGCACGUUUCACGAAGCGGUGGAGAAGGCUAUAUCUGCAACGCAUUUUGCUGACAAGGCAGCAACGUACCAGAAGUAUCUCAGUGCAGCGUUUGGGGGCAGUAACUCUGAAGCUCGUCAGAUCGCCAAAGAGAUUCUUGGUCGGGACGUGGAAUGGGACUGGGAUCUGCCGCGAACACGAGAGGGCUAUUACCACUACACUGGCGGCUUGGAAGCUGCGAUUCGGCGGUGCAUGGCCUUCGCACCGCAUUCGGACCUGCUCUGGCUCGAGACCAAGGAACCCAACCUAGAGCAGGCGCGUACGUUCGCUCGUCGGAUCAGGGAGAAAUUCCCCGGGAAGAUGUUUGUGUACAACUUGUCUCCAUCCUUCAAUUGGUCGGCGCACGGAUUUUCGGACGCGGAUCUCAAGAAUUUCAUCUGGGAGCUUGCUAAGGAGGGUUUUGUACUUCAACUGAUCUCGCUGGCGGGCCUGCACAGUGGGGCGGUCACAACGGCCGAGCUGGCCGCUCGGUAUAAGGAUGAUGGCAUGCUAGCUUAUGUGGAACUGAUACAGCGCAAGGAGAAGGAAAUCGGCUGUGACGUGCUUACCCAUCAGAAAUGGAGUGGAGCGAACUACAUCGACGGCAUAUUGACAACGGUGUCCUCCGGUUCUUCCAGCACCUCUUCUACAGGCAAAGACUCUACGGAACACUCAUUCUAG
Messenger RNA from Punctularia strigosozonata HHB-11173 SS5, 1653 nucleotides. Its product is annotated as isocitrate lyase. Gene Ontology annotation, molecular function: methylisocitrate lyase activity; isocitrate lyase activity. The record is from RefSeq and is a predicted model, not a curated record. Gene Ontology annotation, cellular component: mitochondrial matrix. The transcript is spliced from 10 exons. NCBI's taxonomy places the organism in Eukaryota, Fungi, Basidiomycota, Agaricomycetes, Corticiales, Punctulariaceae. The coding region runs from base 1 to 1653 and encodes 550 amino acids.